UUUACUAUCAUUCCUGUCGUAACUAAUUAUUCCCCGCUAACCUGUUGGCUACAUUAUCAAACAACUCCUGGACAGAAAACCAUGAGUGAACCACCUAAAGUCACAAACUAUAAUCCCAACGAACCGAGACGCAUUACUCCAGACAACUCCAGCUCUAUAGACUCGAAUCCCCUCGGGGACCCAAUGAAUGCUGGACCGUCCAACUUCAAUAAGGACAUCAACAAUCCAGAAUCGGACAACAGCAACAAACGGCGCCGCUCAUCCCCCCCAUCGUCCGAACCGCCCCGAGUCCAGCUGGCCUGCUUCUACUGUCGCACCAAGCGAAUACGAUGUAGCGGGACCAAACCAAGAUGCGAAGGGUGUAUAAAGGCGGAUGUAGAGUGUGAAUGGCCGGCGGCGAGGGCGAAGAAGAGAACGAAAAAGGAGAUGGAGGAGGCGAGAAGGGCAGAGAGUGAGAGGAAUGCGACUGCUGCUGCUGCUGCUGCUUCUUCGACAUCGAAGUCUAAUGGGACGCCUGUAUACAAAGAACAGGUCACUGUCUUCAGUAAUGGAAGUCUUCAACAACCAGAUUUGCUCAACAAUCAGUUAAAUUACUGGUCAAAUCCCGCCACAUCUUCUCAAUACCUCUGGCCACCCGAUCUCUCAACCUUGCCUAGCAUUGAACCAGCGUCCGACGAUACCAACCAAGCAGCGUCAAAUGUAUCCCAAAUACAUCAAAUGACUCAAUCAGGCCAGUUGUCCAUUGACCCCAAUUCGGCAGCACCGGAUGUCAAGUUAACACCCGGGGGGGAGAUGGUACCGUCAGUAUCAAUAUCAAUGUCAAAUAACGGCAAUCCUGCAUCAGGACAAGAGUUCCAGUUUUUAACGGGGAAUGAAUGGUCCCCCAAUACGGAUUGGAAGAUUGCAAGCGCGUUGGAAAGCCAAACAGCUUUCAUCAGUGGUAACCCGGGGGAAGGGGAUGAUUUGGAGCUGUUCUAUUAUCGAUUCUCCGGCUCAACCGCCAUUCACCCUGGUAUUAAUCGUGUAAGCCUAAAGCUUCAGCGACGUGAUCCAUCUUUUCCACCUAUGGCCACCGCUCCGCAACCUACAAACGAAUCACCAUCUGCGGACUCGUCAUAUCUUGGUCUCGACCUCUUUGACGCCACAGGUAUGCCGCAUUCACACGUCUGGGAACCUCUAUUCGACCUUUUCUUUAAGCAUAUGAGUCAACAUUUCCCGAGCUGUAGUCGCCAACGUAUGAUGGAAAGGUUCCAGACAGGUACAAUGAGUCAGUUCUUGGCGUGCUGUAUCUGUAGUUUGGGCGCGCGUUUUAGCGAUGUCAAGGACCGAGCGUGGGCGGCUGCAUCAUUCAUUGCUAAAGCACAAGAGCUUGUCCCGCCUCUUCUACAUCUCCCAACACACGAUGUUCUCACGGGCAUGCUUUUCCUCGCCUGGUCAAAUUACGGCCAAAAUUCGGACAGCGGUCUGUGGCAGUACUCUGGUAUGGCCAUCCGCAUGUCAUCCGAUCUCGGCGCACAUGAAGUAUCUGAACUCUACGAAUCACCCGCACAUUACGCUCGUAAUCAACUGAUGUUUUGGUCAUUAUUCGUCACUGAUCGUGUGGUGGCGUUUGCCACCGGUCGACCGGCAAGUAUCCCGGAAGAUAUCAUCGAAAUACCUUUACCAAAGGACGAAGACUUUUUUCCUGAUCCGGCACGAAACUUGCCUGAUUCCCCGUUCGAACCUGUCGAGCCCGUACCCUUUGUCCAGCUGGUAAAGCUCAUGGUCAUCGUCGGACGGAUAUCCAACGUUCUCAAUGGCCGGCGCGGCCGUGCACUUACCCUCGUCUCCACCUCUGAACCCUUACCCGAGCUCCUCGCAGAACUUCAACUUCGCCUUGUCACAUUCUACUCCAACUUGCCCGACUCUCUAAAAUGGAGUGCAGACAACUUUAAGCAUCAGCACACGCGUGGACAUUCAGGCACUUUUCUGACAUUACAUCUCUGGGCCAAUGCGGUGUUAGCAUUGAUUUAUCAUCCAGAGUUGUUGAAGAGCCCGAGUGGGGUUGAGACGCCGUUGAACAGGAGUAUGCCGAGGAAUGUACAGCUGAGUCUGGCAAGUUCAAGGCAGAUCGUGGAGUGUAUGAUCUUUGCGGACUUGGUGGAUUCUACCAGCUAUACUUCUUCCCCAUACCUCGCUCAACCCCUUUUCGUCGCCGCUAUGGCCUUUAUCCACGAGAUGCGUUCUUUACAAGCAAACAUGGAUCCCGCCGACAUGCCACCGUUCUCUGGCGCCGCAUCUGGCAAUAACGACAGUAGCAACAACAAUAAUCUUCAUCCCAAAAGUCAAUCUUCCAAUGCUACGGACAUGCUCAUGUUGUCCAUGGCGAAGCAAAACUUUAGCACGCUAUUGAAUGCGGUACAUAAGAUGGAAGAGUACUGGGCAGGGGUGAACUAUGUUGCUACCUUGUUGGAAAAACGAUCCGGUUUUCCAAGACCUAGCUCCAAAGUUUCUACCAAGACAUUCAUCUCUCUCCCGGACAAGGGACUGUUGAAACGUUUCACCGCCGAUCCUCAACACCCUCAAAGCGUCGCGCCUCCGACAGAGACUUCGCUGAGGGAUGCCAUCUCUCGUAGCGAACGAGCUUCGAGUACGAAUUCAUUUGGGCUCACUCCAUUGUGGUUAUCUGAUUUCAUGUCUGGCUAUACGGUCGAGAACAUGUCUUUCGCUCCGGCUGAUAAUGUGGAUCUUGAGAGAUUGUUGGCAUCUCGGGGAGGAGAACAGGGGGGUGGUUUCAAGCAGGACAACAACAUGUCUUCUCUUUAAUUUCUUUUCUUUAAUCGUCAUCCUAUUUUUACGUGUAUUUGGAAAUACAGUGGGUCCCUGUCUGGGAUAACUUAUUGGAACAACAUAUCUAGGGUUUGUACGUGUACAAGUGUAAUGCGACUUCAUACAAAAC
This is a messenger RNA of Cryptococcus deneoformans JEC21, 2938 nucleotides long. Its product is annotated as pathway-specific nitrogen regulator, putative. The record is from RefSeq and is a predicted model, not a curated record. The transcript has 8 exons. The coding region runs from base 82 to 2805 and encodes 907 amino acids. Gene Ontology annotation, biological process: regulation of DNA-templated transcription; DNA-templated transcription. Gene Ontology annotation, molecular function: DNA-binding transcription factor activity, RNA polymerase II-specific; zinc ion binding; DNA binding. Lineage: Eukaryota; Fungi; Basidiomycota; Tremellomycetes; Tremellales; Cryptococcaceae.